Messenger RNA from Etheostoma spectabile (orangethroat darter), 790 nucleotides. RefSeq names its product stonustoxin subunit beta-like. The record is from RefSeq and is a predicted model, not a curated record. The transcript is spliced from 4 exons. Lineage: Eukaryota; Metazoa; Chordata; Actinopteri; Perciformes; Percidae. Gene Ontology annotation, molecular function: protein binding. Bases 182 to 790 code for a protein of 202 amino acids.
UACGCUGCUGCUGCCUGUGUCUCCGCCGCGCCUUCACUAAAUCACAACAAGGGACCCGUUGAUGUACAGGGCCGGCCCUGACUAUGAUGGUUAUAUUUGUCAAUGAUCCACAGCCCUGGAGUAUGAUGUUGAUUGUGUCUUUGUUUCUUCCUGCAGGGUGGACCAUGGUGGACCGCAGAAUAUGAAACCUGGUCUGAGGAAGUAUGUCUGUGAACUGGAACUGGACACAAACACAGUACACAGAGAACUCAAACUGUCUGACAACAACAGGAAGGUGACACGUGUGGAGGACUGUCAGUCAUAUCUUGAUCAUCCAGACAGAUUUGAUUUCUGGCAUCAGCUGCUGUGUAGAGAUGGUCUGACUGGUUGUUGUUACUGGGAGGUUGAGAGGAGAGGAGAGGUUAAUAUAUCAGUGAGUUACAGAGGAAUCAGAAGGAAAGGAGACAGUAGAGAAGGUUUAUUUGGAGAAAAUGAUCAUUCCUGGACUCUGAACUGCUCUGAUGAAGAUGGUUACUCCGUCUUGCACAAUAAGAAAAGAAAAUUCCUCACUUCCUGCACUGUCUCUAACAGAGUAGCAGUGCAUGUGGACGUUCCUGCUGGCUCUCUGUCCUUCUACACAGUCUCCUCUGACUCACUGAUCCACCUCCACACCUUCAACACCACAUUCACUCAGCCUCUCUAUCCUGGUUGUGACACAUCUCCAGUUCUUAGCACCACCACCCGGCAGCCUGGUGUGCAGCUGCCCGGCCGCUGCCCGCUAACUUCCUUGGAUGUGGAGGCACAUGAGUAG